This is a messenger RNA of Daphnia pulicaria, 4631 nucleotides long. Its product is annotated as lysine-specific demethylase 4B-like. The coding region runs from base 639 to 3953 and encodes 1104 amino acids. The record is from RefSeq and is a predicted model, not a curated record. Gene Ontology annotation, molecular function: histone H3K9 demethylase activity; histone H3K36 demethylase activity. Gene Ontology annotation, biological process: chromatin remodeling. Gene Ontology annotation, cellular component: nucleus. NCBI's taxonomy places the organism in Eukaryota, Metazoa, Arthropoda, Branchiopoda, Diplostraca, Daphniidae. The transcript has 7 exons.
ACACAAGUCCACAACUGUUUCACAGGGAAACACCUGUCUGAAUUGAAUCUCUCGAUUUCAAACUUGAUUGUGGCAAGGACGUGCCAUACAAUUUUUAAAGUGCGAAAUCUGUCAGUUUAUUAGCUCAGUGUUGUCUGCUACUUCACUUGUUUUCAACGUUUCAUUUAAUUUCGUUGAUCUUUUCCCUUCAAGGUUAGGGUAGUACAAAACUUAACAUUAGUUAUUACAAUUCCAGGAAAUGUGAGUUUGUGAAGGUUAUUACUGGAACUUGGAUGACGUAAUUUUGGUCGAUAUUUUCAAACGUUUUCAAAAUAAUUAUUAACGACGCCAUCUAGCGAACAAUUGAUGAAGCCUCUUCUUCACAGGCUAGCCUCUACAUAGUCUCUUAAUGGCGUCUCUCGUGAUUUUGCGUGCUGCACCCUCCGUAGUAGCUCUCGUAUUCUUUUGACGGUCACGUAGACCAUACACGCAACGAUGUGUUGUACUCUUGUCGUUUGUAAUGUCGAGACCAACGGUUCUUGAAAGCUCUUCAAAAUUGCGUUACUUGUUUGAGACUGAAAAGUUUUGACAGCUGUUCCCCCCAGCCAGCCUUCGUUAUUUGACCCCAAUAACAAUAACACAACACACACAAAGUCACCAUGGACUACGAUCCCAACAACACCAGUUCAGGCGGGCCCAAGAUCCAAGUCUUUCGUCCCACGUGGGAAGAAUUCAAAGAUUUCAACAGUUACAUCAUUGAAAUAGAGAAAAGAGGGGCGCACAAAGCAGGUCUGGCCAAAAUCAUCCCCCCACCUGAGUGGAAACCCAGGGCUGAUGGCUACGAUAUGAACAUUAUCGGUGAAAUUGACAUCCCUGCACCCAUCUCCCAGGUUGUUCAAGGCAAGCAGGGAGUCUAUCAAGUUUUCAACAUUCAGAAAAACUCUAUGAAAGUGAAAGACUUUAAACGUCUGGCCAACAGUGCCAAACACGCCACGCCACCUCAUUUUGACUACAAAGAUCUUGAUCGUAAAUAUUGGCGCAACAUUGCUUACUGCCCACCCAUUUACGGGGCAGAUGUCUCAGGCAGCCUUACAGAUCCUACCGUUAAAGAGUGGAAUAUCAAUAAACUUGGAUCCAUUUUGGACUAUGUCAAUGAAGAUUACGGGAUCAGCAUUGACGGAGUCAACACUGCAUACCUGUACUUUGGAAUGUGGAAGAGCUGUUUUGCUUGGCACACGGAAGACAUGGAUCUUUACAGCAUAAACUACCUUCACUUUGGAGAGCCAAAGAGUUGGUAUUGUGUUCCUCCUGAGCACGGAGCCAGGCUGGAAAGGCUAGCGAACAAUUUCUUCACUGCCAAUUACAAGGAAUGCCCAGCAUACCUGAGGCACAAAAUGUCGGUCAUUUCUCCGAUGGUGUUGAAGAACCAUUCGAUCCCUUUCAACAAGAUCGUCCAGGAAGCCGGUGAAUUUAUGGUCACCUUUCCGUACGGCUACCACGCCGGCUUCAACCACGGAUUCAAUUGCGCCGAGUCGACGAAUUUCGCCUCACCUCGCUGGGUCGAGUACGGCAAACGAACCACUCACUGCGCCUGCCGACCAGACAUGGUCAAAAUCAGCAUGGAAACAUUUGUCAAACGAUUCCAACCGGACAGAUACGACCUCUGGGUUCAAGGUAAAGAUAUCGGGUCGCAUCCGGAAAUUCCCGGCCGUAAUUCAGCUGCUCCCCAUCCAUCGAAAGAUGAUCUCCUCUGGAACAAGGACUACACGGAUUUGCCGGAAAGUUUUGUGGAGCCGACCAACAAAAAGUCUAAACGCCACUUGAUUCACCAGAAACUCGAGCAGGAACAACAGCUGGCUGAGCAAAAGCUACAGCUGGAUCAGGAGAUCAAAUCAGAAGAAAUUUCAGUGAAAGCAGAGACUGUCGGAGGUCCAGUCGACGUGGAGGAAGACCUCAACGACGACGAGCACUUUGAAGUGAUGAAGGAGAUUUAUUACAAGGCCGGCGAGAUGGAAAGCGACGGAAUGGAAGACUUGAAGAGUGAGCAGGAAGAAGUGGAAGAAUGGGACCCUGAAACCGGUGGAUUAGACAACAAACCGAAACCUGUCGCCAAGAAAUCGGUCAAGAGAAACAAAUCAAAGACGAAUGCGGAUGCGAAUUCCGCCAGCGUGAAACAGCGUCGCACCAAAUCCGAGUCGGCCCCACGGCCCGUUUCUCCGCGAUCUCAAGUCGUCCGCCUUGUGGAAGCCUCGACUGCUCCAAUUGUUAAAUGUUCGCCGUUAAAGUCGAAAGCCUUGUUCCCGGGCUUCCGCAUCCCCAAGAAAAACCACUCGCUCGACAGUCGUGGUGGCAUUCCAGUGAACGCGGAUUGCAGUGGCUGGGGUGACGAUGUCGGCCAGUGCAGUCCAUCCUUUUCUUGUUAUCCAGCCGCCAAGAUGGAAGAGUCUUCUUCAGCAUCUCAGGAUGUGUUUAGUAAAACGAGAAUACAGAAACCGUCGCCCAACUCUCACAUCAAAUCCUGCCUCGUUCCUGGCACUCAGUUUGGCGUCAGUUCGUCAUCUUCUGUGACGAAUUGUGCGCCGUGUCCCGGAACAAACGCCAAUGCGGCCAGCAAUACGACGGAUGAUCUCCAUCGACAACAGUUUACCUGCAUCACCUCGACCAACAAUCAAUCGCCACCGCCAUCCAGUUCGGGUGGUGGUGAUGAACGUCGGUCGAGAAAACAAAAGAGUCCGCGCAAAGGCCUCGAUUCCAGAGACGUUUCCACUAACCUGACAAUCAUGUGGGAGAAGCAAAAGGAUUGGACCUGGACGAAUGAAUGUGAAUUCAACGUGUUGAACAGCCAGCAGGAGCCGUACUGUUGCGUCUGCAGUGUCCUCAGACCUUGGACGCCACAGAAACCUCUACAAUCACCGGAUCAACCACCGAAAUGGUCUGCCGUUGUGUUGCCGGAAGCGCUGUUUGGCUCGGAUCGGCAUGAAAUCACCUCGUCGAUCCUCUUGCGCUGCUCGUCGUGUUGCAUCUGCGUCCACGCCAAGUGUUGCGGACUGGCAGAGUCGACGGUGACCGACAAAUGGAUCUGCCGGCGCUGCGAACGCAGCCCGACGGACCGACAAAUGAUCAAAUGCUGCCUCUGCCAGAAGCGAGGUGGACUCCUCAAAGGGACGACUGACGGCCGCUGGGCUCACGUUGUGUGUACAAUUUGCUUCCCGGGUGUUUCCUUCGUUAAUCCGUACAAUCGCGAGCCCGUCGUUUUCAAUGCACUGGGCUGGAAGGACUACGUGUUCCUGAAUUGUAGCUACUGCUCCAUCAACCAGUCCGAUUACGGCGCCAACAGUGUCACCUGGCAUCACGGCAGCUGCCUUCCUUGUGUCAAACAAUGUGGACGAGCGUUCCAUCCCCUGUGCGGCCUAGUCAACGGUGUACGGUUCACGAUUAGUCAGGAUGGCAACCAGUUGUCCGCCAACUGCUGUUCAACCAGCCACACUCCUCGAUCGACCACAUCCGCUUUCAGAAAGAAGGCUCCUGUUCAUGUGUCUGUCGGCCAACAAGUCUACGCCAAACAUCCCGAAUCGGGUGAAUAUCAUCUGGCUGAUGUGACGGACAAUACUCAGACAGUCACGUACUAUUCUGUCGAUUUCAACGAUGGGACUAACAGCCAAGAUACUUAUCCGGAAGACAUCAAGAAUUACAAUUGCAAAGAGGACGGCCCUCCCCUUGCGGGAGCCGCCGUCGAAGUCUUGUGGACGGACGGCAAGAGCUACGGCGGCCACUAUCGAGGCUUCACGAAGCGUAAACUCUACAGUUUAUCCUUCCGCGACGGAACCAACACCGUCAUCACCGCAGAGAGACCUGAUUUUUAUCAUCCUGACGAGGAUCUACCCAAAGAUCUUAGAAUUCAACUGGACAAGCAAAAGGCAGCAGCAGCGCAAAUGCAACGACUCCAGCAUGCCUGUCCAGCCAUUCAACCUUAAUUGUGUGUUCUUUAAAUCAAACUUGAGUCGUGGCAACUAAAUAAGCCUUUUCUUUCUUUUUUUUUUGUUUUUCUCCUCCUCCCACCUUCUUCAUUAUGAUGUGAACUUAAGUUAUUUCAAACAAUUCGUAUUUGGGCUGGAUAGAAUGAAGACUAAGAAUAUUGAAUCCACCUGUAACCACAUUUAUUUUGUCUUGAGUUGGAAUGAUAUAGCCUUGUGUGUGUGACUUGUAAGAAAAUUGUUACUAACAUGUAAUUUGAAUGACUGCGCGGGAAUGUGACGAUGAUGAUUGUGUUUUUUUUUUUGACUUUUUUUUUUUUUUCUGGAUUCUGAACGAAGGAUAAUAUUGUGUCCCCCCGCCGCUCUAUAGUGUCAAUUUUUUGUCAAUUUUUCUUUUCUUGUUCUCAAAGAAAUACCUCGUUAAUUGCCGGCACCAUAUUUUGAUUGAGUGUUCGUGUUAUUCACACAAACAAAUAACGUAUACAGCUUUGUCUUAUAUUAUUCAUAACCAGCAUUCGAUUGAAAAGAUGAUUUGUUGAGUUUUGUUUCCAUCCUAUUCUCUCGUAUUACUCCAGAAAGACAAGAUUGAAAAAAGAAAUCUGUGUGAACUUCUAAAGGGAGUUAUCAGCUGCUGACUUGGCUGUUUGAAGAAUCGAAUAAAGUAGUCGCAGUAUUAAA